AACACUUGAGGUCCCUCUCGUGUUCUAUUGCUUAAUUCGAACACACCCUCUGUCUACUCCUUCAACCGGUGCACGUAAUUUGUGGACGGUCCCUUAUUUUAGCACGCGGCUCAUUGGUGGACGUUGCUGCACGAGUACAGUCCGUCUUUACCUACAGUGUAUCACAGUUAACCGACCUUUUACACGGUAAUGUUCUGAAGAACCGACAAUGGAACCUGUAGCAGAAACCGAGAGUAAACAAGUAGAUAUUUAUCGUGAUACAUGGGUUCGGUACCUCGGCUAUGCCAACGAAGUGGGCGAGGCUUUCCGUGCGCUGGUGCCUGUCAGCGUGGUGUGGGCUAGCUACGCAGUGGCUACAGCAUAUGUGUCAGCAGAUGCAGUGGACAAAGGAAAAAAGGCAGCUGUGGCCCAUGGUGAUGAACCAGGACGGACUACACGUGUAGCUGUGGCUGUUGUUGACACAUUUGUGUGGCAGGCGUUGGCAUCCGUGGCUAUUCCCGGCUUCACCAUCAACCGUGUUUGUGCAGCUUCGCUCUACCUGCUGGGCAAAACCACGCGGUGGCCUUUACCCGUGCGCAAGUGGACCACAACUGCUAUCGGCCUUUCUACUAUUCCAUUCAUUAUCAAACCCAUUGACAGGUCUGUAGACUUUCUUUUGGAUUCCAGUCUGCGGAAAGUGUACGGCGGCGGCGAAAAGCACGAAUGAUGCCCGAGGAGCCAACAUGAUACCAGCCUGAACUCCUUCAGACAAACCUUAUCAGAGUGCAGCAACACUGGAGUUUAUUUUAUGUCAUAUUAUUAUUUUAAUAAUGGAAUAACAUUGUUUAGAAUAAUGAUGAAUCUGGUGCCGGACAAAAUGCCAGCCCGUGAGAUUUCACAUCACUGAGCUGUUAAACAGUUCGUUCUCAGGUUUUAUGCACAAUAGAACAAACAAUAUAAGCUUAUGAAAAACAUAAAGGGUUUUAUUUUCUAGUUUUACAUUACUAGUCGACAUAACAUAUGAAA
This is a messenger RNA of Trichomycterus rosablanca, 1005 nucleotides long. It is a transcript of the gene mtfp1, whose product is annotated as mitochondrial fission process 1. The coding region runs from base 209 to 706 and encodes 165 amino acids. Gene Ontology annotation, cellular component: mitochondrion. The record is from RefSeq and is a predicted model, not a curated record. The transcript has 4 exons. Gene Ontology annotation, biological process: mitochondrial fission. NCBI's taxonomy places the organism in Eukaryota, Metazoa, Chordata, Actinopteri, Siluriformes, Trichomycteridae.